GUUCAAAGAGACGGAUGCAGAACUGGCCAAGAGAAGUUCUCAGCUUGAGGUAACCCAGAGGACACUCCAAAGGACCUCCAAGUCCCUACAACGCACCAAAGAGAACCUUGCCAAGACAAAACAAGACAGGGACGAGAAGGACUACUUGGUCCAGCAGCAUGUGACCACCGAAGGAAAGCUGUAUGGCCAGGCUUCUCAGUUGCUUGACACUGCAGACAGCAGUCUUGGUGAUGUGGAAGGUUUGCACCAGAAGCUGGACAGAAAGAAAGAUGUGGAGACCCACAAUAAGUAUUGCCAAGACCAAUUCCAGGAGCGGUUCCAGGCCAGCCUAACGGAGAUGCAGCAUCGUGUGGAGGAGAACGCCAAUGCUCAGUGGAAUACAUGCACCAGUCUUGUGUCAGAUCUAGGAGAGUGCCUGACCAAUCAGACACAUGAUGUGAACACUCUAAACAGCCAAGUAACCCAGAUGGUGGAGAUACUGAAGCAGGGACUGGUGGACGUUACUGCAACACAACAAAAGGAGAGGGAGAGCUGGAAGAACUGGGCAGAAAACACUAAAGCUGCUGUCUCCAACUACAAGGAGCAGGAGGUGUCUGCCAUCCAGUCCCUGCUGAGUGGCUCUCUGCUGCCAGGCAUCCUGGAUCUGCUAAAGGGUGUGGAGACAAGUCUUCACAGAACUCAGGAGAACCUAGCCAGACACGUUGAAGCCCAAAAGGUGGCCAUCAGAUCCUCAGCAGACUCUCUACAGAGUGACCUCAGAGCUAUGGAGAGAAAUAUCAAAGAGCAGUUGGAACUGAUGGACAGUCAACUGAUGGGGUCUAUACAGAGCAUUGAAAACAUAGAGAGUCAGCAGAGAGAAGUGCAGGUCAUGCAAGAGGAUUUUGAGGUUCAGCUUCAGAAGAUGUUGGCUUCCCAGCAGGCAUUGUUGGCUUCCCACCAGGCAAGCAUGAAGCGGCACCAGGAGAGCUUGGUUGGACGGACAGAGCAGAUGAAGACAGACCUGACGUCCAUAAAACAGAUACCAGACACAUUGUCCACAACAGUCCACAGUUCUACCAACCAGACAGCUGAGCGACUGCAGCAGCACAUGUCGGGCAUUACUAGUGAAGCCACAAACUUCCUUCAAGAACAAACAACCAAUUUUGAGCAGGAUGUGCAGCUGGGGGCCCGGUGUGAGGAGAAGCUGAUUGCUGUCCAGGACCAGAUGACUGUGUUUGUACAGGAACGACAAAAGUCGGUGGAAGAACACAACAGAUUCCUUCUAAAUAGAGUAGAUGCACAGAUCCAGGUGGUGGAGAAAACACAGGAGAGGCAUGGACAAGUUGUUGAGGAAAUCAUUGAGAAGCAGCAGUCCAGCAAGGAGGCUCUUUUAACCACAAUCAGCACUCAACUGACACAGACCACAGCCCAUGUGGAGACCAUGAAGGGGGUGAUCAUGGGCCACUCUGAUGUGAUUGUGGCAUCAUCCAAUCAGACGAGAAAGGAGCUGCAACAGCGUGGUGAAGAAGUGACUGACUUUUUAUCCAAGGACAUCAAGGUGGACAUGCCUACAGGCACCACUCCACAAAGGAAGGAGUGGACAUAUCCCAAGGUUCUGUCCCAAACUGAUCCACACGAUGAGCUUCUUCAGAAGUUUCGCCUUGAGGAGACAGCCAAGCUGAUGGAGAUUGGAGAAAAUGAACCUCUUCCUGAGGAUUCUGAUUGUGAACUUGAUGUAAACGAAAGCAACCCCAAGACCCCUGAGGAGUGGUACAAGAAGACAUACUGCUUCUACAUUGACAGCAAGGCCCCCAAGACCCUACUGGGAUGGAUCUCUGGGAAGGAGGCUGAGUACAUGGAAACGUUGAGUGAAGAGGAAAUCUCCAACACUUUUCUCAGCCUUCUUAAGAAGUUCACAGGAAAGGACGACAUCCCCAAGCCUGUGAGAACAAUGAUAACCAGGUGGGGCAGUGAUGCCCUGACCUGCGGCUCCUACUCCUACAUACACGUGGGGGAGAAGGGAGACGAUAUCAGCACUGUAGCCGAGCCUCUCUACAGAGACAACACUGAAGUCCCAGCAGUGCAGUUUGCAGGGGAGGCCACUCAUAGUGAGUUUUUCUCCACCGUCCAUGGAGCCUACCUGUCGGGACAGAGGGAGGCCAACAGGCUGGUUAAUCUGUAUGGUAACAGUGAGAACAGGGCAAGGAAAUCAUGAAAUGUGACGGUCUUGGAAAUGCUGAAGAGAUGUGUACCUAUGAUAUACUUCUCAAUAUUUUGUCUAGGAAUUGAUUUUUUAUCUCAUGAUAAUUGUGAUUUUAGGGAAUCAGAUAUCAUUUCUAUCCCUUGAAAUAGAUAGGUUACUACACAGCUUUAUUUCUUUAUCUGUUUGUGAGGUUGAUUAUUACCAGUAAGGGCUAGAAGGACAUUUUCAAGGCUAGCAAAUCACAAACUGACGUCCUCACUCUCUGGAAAUAUAUCAUAUAUUGUAAGACAAUAGAGGGACUCACCUAAAGCUACAUUCCACUGUGAACAGUGAUUUUUCUCUAUAUUGAAUUCUAGACUUUGAUGUUAUAGUGAGGGGUAGAAUUACAAGUGUUAGUUAAAAGAAAUCAGGGAAAUUAAUUGUAUACUGUAUACGGCUUGCUUCUUCAAAGUGAAAAAUCACAUCAAAUGUGAUUCAGAUCUGUGCAUCUUGGUAUAUCUGUGACUACAAUUGCAGUUAGGUUCUGGAUUUGUUUUUCAAAGUCAAUACAGGAACUGAAUUGUAUCAUGAUAAUGUCUAUGUUUCCAAUAUGAAUGUGAGGAGGAACAUAUAUUGUGCAAUUGAUGAUCUUUUCAAUAUUUGUACUCAAGUCAUUGUUCAAAACCUGUGAACAAACUUGCUUUCUUACAUGGUGAAGUAAUUAAAAACUAACCGAUUCUACCUCGCACCUUAUCAUGACUUGAAUAUAAUAAAUUGCAAAGGCUGUCUGGGAGAAUUACAACAGAUCUUGAUUGUUUGCAAUAAAGGAAUGAGUGGAUUUUCA
Branchiostoma floridae (Florida lancelet) is the source of this 3005-nucleotide messenger RNA. RefSeq names its product kinesin-like protein KIF11. Gene Ontology annotation, cellular component: spindle microtubule; nucleus. The record is from RefSeq and is a predicted model, not a curated record. Lineage: Eukaryota; Metazoa; Chordata; Leptocardii; Amphioxiformes; Branchiostomatidae. Gene Ontology annotation, biological process: mitotic spindle assembly; microtubule-based movement. Gene Ontology annotation, molecular function: plus-end-directed microtubule motor activity; ATP binding; oxidoreductase activity.